ACUGAGGAGCCCGCCUACUUCCGCUGUGACGCAUUUCCGGAAGGUCUUUGGUUCCUACCUACCUUCCUACACAUGUAAACAUGGCGCCCCCCGUGCCGCUGUUAGCAGUCCGAGGAUCAGAGGGAACGUCUCUGCUGAGUGGACCCCCCCGCUGUGAGCCCCACCCUGCCUUUCAGAGGGACACCCAUCCCAGCAGGUGCCUCACCUUCAGCACAGAUGGGACACUCUUUGGAUGGUGCAACGGACGCAGUGUCCACGUGGUCAAAUGUAUAGAUGGGUCCACAGUGUCCAACUUUGAACUCCCAAAGACAGCUCUGAUAGAGUUUUCUCCCCUCAACAACAUCCUGGUUACCUGGCAACCAUACACCAAGACGCAGGACAGUCCUCAGGGCGAGGCCAACCUCCGGCUGUGGGAGUUACCAAGCGGCCGUCCAAUCAAAUCUCUGUAUCAGAAAAAGGUGGACUCCUGGUGUCCCAUCUGGUCUGAAGAUGAGAAGAUCUGUGUGAGGAGCGUCAACAAUGAGCUGCACUUCUACGAGAACAACGACUUCAACUCCAUCGCCAACAAGCUGCACAUGCAGAAAGUAUCGGACUUCGCUCUCUCACCUGGAACUCAGCCAAGCAAGGUUGCCGUCUACGUUCCAGGAAGCAAAGGAGCUCCGUCGUUUGUGAGGCUCUAUCAAUAUCCAGCUCUGGAAGGUCCGAGCGCCGCGCUCGCCAACAAAAGCUUCUUCAAGGCAGACCGGGUCAGCAUGCACUGGAACAGGAAAGCGUCGGCAGUCCUGGUGACGGCGAGCACCGAGGUGGAUAAAAGCGGGGCAUCGUACUAUGGAGAGCAGACGCUGCACUACCUGGCCGUGAAUGGAGAGACGGCGGUGGUACAGCUCGCGAAGAACGGACCUAUCUAUGACGUGGUCUGGAGUCCAAACUCCUCCGAGUUCUGUGUGGUGUACGGCUUCAUGCCCGCCAAAGCCACUGUAUUCAACCUGAAAUGCGAGCCCAUAUUCGACUUCGGAACCGGGCCCAGAAAUGCCGCCUACUACAGUCCUCAGGGCCACAUCCUGGUUCUGGCUGGCUUUGGGAACCUGCAGGGGCAGAUGGAGGUCUGGGACGUGAGGAAGUACAAACAGGUGACCAAACUUCAGGCUACAGACACCACAUGGUUUUCCUGGUGUCCUGAUGGAGAGCACGUUGUCACGGCAACCUGCUCUCCUCGGCUCAGGGUAAGUAACGGAUACAAGAUCUGGCACUACACCGGUUCGGUUCUGCACAGAGUGGAUCUGGCUGCCGGGACAGAGCUCUGGGAGGUCCGCUGGCAGUCCUUCCCUGUCGGCAGCUUUCCUGAAAGACCCAUCAAGUACCAAGCGGCGCCAAGUGAGUUGGGUACCACACAGGCCACGCCCACACAGGCUUACCGCCCACCUGCGCUGAGACACAUGCCGGCCACGCCCAGCUCCAAGCUGCAUGAAGACGAGCCUCCUCAGGACCUCCGACCGGGACUCUCCGGGGAGAAGAGUCUUUCAAAAUCUGCCCUGAAGAACCAGAGGAAACGAGAAGCUAAGAAAGCAGCGAAGCAGGAGGCCAAACGUGAAUCUGAACCAUCAACUGUCUCCGCCCCCGUCAGCAGCAGCCAAUCAGAAGAGACCAACGGGGAUCCAGAAACCGACAAGAAGAUCAAGAACCUAAAGAAGAAACUGAAGGCCAUCGAUGAGCUGAAGGAGCAACAGGCGUCUGGGAAAGUUCUGCAGAAGAACCAGCUGGAGAAGAUCCAGAAGGAGGAGCAGCUCCUGGAGGAGCUGCGGGAUCUGCAGGUGGGACAGUAGAAGAAGCCACUCAGUCCUUCAGCCACGCCCUCGUCCCAUCAUGCAUCCCUCUUGUACAGCGACCCAGUGAGGAGUGGCGAUGUGCUUGGGAGGGUCUGACUGAGCUGACCCAAAGGUCUGGUGGCUCUUCAUCAGGGCAGCGGUUUCUAAGGGGCGGGGCUAAUCGCUAAGGUGAACUGAUUAGACCUGCUUUCGUUCCUACCUGUGGCAGCACCGCCCAGAGGCAUUCUGGGAAGUGUAGGCAACAGGAAGUGCAGUGGUUUACAAAUCUAAAGACUUUUGUUUUGACAGUGUUCCUUUCAUAAUAAAAGCCUGACCCUGCUUA
Molecule: messenger RNA, 2148 nt
Organism: Nothobranchius furzeri (turquoise killifish)
Lineage: Eukaryota; Metazoa; Chordata; Actinopteri; Cyprinodontiformes; Nothobranchiidae
Gene: eif2a
Product: eukaryotic translation initiation factor 2A
Biological process (GO): translational initiation
Cellular component (GO): cytosolic small ribosomal subunit
Molecular function (GO): translation initiation factor activity; tRNA binding; protein binding
Source: RefSeq, a predicted model, not a curated record